UUGCACACAGACAGGGCAGGGGUGAGGCAGUACUGUGCUCUAGUUACGUGGAAACGCACAUACAUAGUUUCAACUAGUGGGAAAUCUACUACAAUGCAACUCUUAUUCCAACUUUUUGCUCAUACAAUGUGAGGAAGAUGGCCGAGACAAGCUGUGACUGGGUGGAGAUCUUGGAGCCACGCUCGCAGGAGCGCAUGUACGUGAACCUGGCCUCGGGGGAGUGUGGUUGGGAGUCCCCCCCAGGUGCCGCCGUGCGCCAGUCCGAUGGCAGCCAGUGGUGGGAGCUGUUUGACAGCCACAACAAACGCUUCUACUACUACAACAGUGCCAGUCAGCAGACGGUGUGGCACCGGCCUCAGGCCUGCGACAUCGUGCCCCUGGCCCAGCUACAGGCCAUGAAGAGGAGCUCUGAGACGGGUCUGAGGGGCCCCAUCAAGCCCCAGAGAGGGGGAGGAGGAGGGGAGGGCCGCCGCGCAGCCCUACCUAACCAGGCCUACCCUAUGCCCCCCGCCCAGGACCCUGACAGCAGCGGGAGGUCCACCCCCUCUAAGGGGCUCUGUGACAGCCUGGAGAACAGUAACAACACCCCCAGGGACCCAGGUCAAAGAUGGCAGCCAGCUCCUGGAUCGAAGGCAGCCAUGUUGGUGAAGGUGAACAGCAUUGGCAGGAACCAGUCCGUGGUGCCCACUAGCACCCAGCACCUCAACACUCUCAGCCCUGGGAGCCCUGCUGUGUACCAGGUCCACUCAGACAGACCCAGCCCCAGACCCAUAUCCAGCCCUGCAGGCAAGAUGGCUGCCCCUGUGGACCACAAGCAAGCCUUCCACCUGAAGAAGGGAGACAACGGUAACUUCGGCCUGGUGAUGCCCUCCACUGGCAGCCAGGUCUACCAGACUCCACAGAGGUGUCAGGCUGGCACCCCCCAGCCCUCCUCCCCCCAUUACGGUGCCACUCCGCCCAUCUAUGAUGAACCACCCAUGGAAACACCUAUCUAUGAUGAGCCCCCGAUGGAGGUGGAGGGGGCCGCCCUCCUGAAUAGGUCCUCCACCCCAACCACCAGCCUGCAGAGGGUCCUCCAACCCCAGACCCAGACCCACCACCAGACCCAGCAGCAACCCAAGCUGCUUCAAUACCCAGCCUCUCACCUGGCCUCCAAACACAAGAGGAAUCCCUCCGCCACAGAGUACAGCCCCGCUGGACGGGAGUGCAUCAAACACAUGGUCAACGUGGACCCUGCCACCUGCAAGCAGAGCCCCUUAUCCCAUCCUAUCCAGACAGAGCAGGCCCCUGCUCUAGACCCUGACCUGCCCCCCUCUCCAUCCCCAUGCCCAGUCGUGAACCAGCCCAGGCCCAAGGAGGUGAGCCUGGAGAAGAAGCAGUCGUGGCGUCUCCUGGAGACCAGCGUGAGGAAGAACAUGGACGUCCGGCACAGCCGGCAGAACAGUGUGGCGUCCCAGGAGUACCCAGCGCCGGCCGCCGUCACCCACCAGGACUCCGGCUACUCCACCGGGCCCUCGCCCAGCUUGAGGAGGAAGAACCGUCGGAGAGCCCUGGGAGGGGGGGCUGGGGGAACAGGGCAGGGCCGGCCAGGCUCAGUGGGCAGCAGUGGGGAGCUCAGUGCCCUGAAUGAGAAGCUGAUGGCAGAGAUGCGGGUGGUGGUGAGUCGAUCUAACACCCUGCGUGGCAGCAAGGCCAGCCUGGACACUGAGAUGUCUGACAGCUCUGUACCUCGGACCCGUUCCCCCCUGGGUUCCCCGAAGAAGUACAGGGGCCGUUGCGCCUCCCGAGAGGACAUCAGCGCCAGUAACCACUCUCUGUACCGGACCGGGAGCGGGAGUACCCAUGGCGACGUGCCCCUCUCGCCCCUGGCGUCGGAGGGCAUGGUGCGUCAGAAACGGACCUAUGAGAAGGUGGACACUCUGGAGAAGAGCAUCAUCAGCCAGAACAGCCUGUCCUCCUCGGAGCCCCACAUGUCCCUCUCACAGGCAGGAACACUGGACUCCAAGGCCCAGUCGGAGAUCUCGUCACAAGGCGGAGGUAAUGGACACAGGGGCACCCCUCAUGGAGUCAAAGUGACUGGAGACAGGAGGGGAGGUGGGGGAGGAGGAGGCGGCAGUGUGGGAUACCAGUACCCUUACACCACCCUCUGUAAACCUCCUCCAGACACCAACAUGGUGGACUGGGCCAGUAAGAACCUGAACCUUCACACGCAGGGCCUGUUCCGCCGCCGCGUCUCCAUCGCCAACAUGCUCUCCUGGAACAGAGGCUCCAUCAAGAAGCCCAUGCUGAUCACCAGCGACCGCACCGUCAAGAAGGAGGCCUGUGAGAUGUUCAAGCUGAUUCAGGGCUACAUGGGGGACCGUCCGGCCCGGCUGGAGCGCCGUCACACCGCCCUGCUGGUGGUCACUAAGUGCUGGGGAAUGCAGGCCCUGAGGGAUGAGCUGUACGUCCAGCUGGUCAGACAGACCACUGACAACCUGAGCCUGAGGAGCCUGGAGGCCGGCUGGGAAUUCAUGGCCAUCAGCUUGUCCUUCUUCUCCCCCUCGCCCAAGUUCAGAAGCUACCUUGAGGGGUACAUCCAGACACACCUGGAGCCCUCCAACGACAAGAAGAUCAUGCAGCACAUUAUGGAACAACAGGACAUGAAGACCAAGAAGAAUUCAAAGUCCCGGAAGAAGAGGAAACAGAACAACGAGGAAGAAGAAGAGGGCCUGCCAAUCAGCACUUAUGCCAAGUACUGCUACCGCAAGCUGCAGAAGGUCGCCGUCACUGGGGGCAAAAAGGGUCUGAGGAAGCCCACCCUGGAGGAGUUAGACCAGGGGAGGAAUGCCAUCGUGACCCCUUCCUUGUUCGGCAGUGCCCUGGAGGAGAUCAUGGAGCGCCAGAGCGAGCUGUUCCCGGAGCGCAGGCUCCCCUGGGUGCAGGUGCAGCUUUCUCAGUGCGUGCUAGCCCUGGGAGGGGCCCAGACAGAGGGAAUCUUCAGGGUGCCUGGAGAUAUUGACGAGGUGAAUGCGCUGAAGCUGCAGGUGGAUCAGUGGAAUAUUCCAGAAAACCUUGGGGACCCCAAUGUCCCGGCGUCUCUGCUGAAGCUGUGGUACAGGGAGCUGGAGGAGCCAGUCAUCCCUCAGAGCUUCUAUCAGCAGUGCAUCAGUAACUAUGAGGAUCCUGAAGCAGCUAUCAGAGUGGUACAGUCUCUGCCUGAACUCAGCAGACUGGUGCUCUGCUACUUUAUACACUUCUUACAGGUGUUUGCUCAGCCCGUCAAUGUGAGUAAGACCAAGAUGGACGUGAACAACCUGGCCAUGGUAAUGGCUCCCAACUGUCUCCGCUGCCAGUCAGAUGACCCACGCGUCAUCUUUGAGAACACGAGGAAGGAGAUGUCCUUCUUACGCAUGCUCAUUGUUCACCUGGACACCAGCUUCAUCAAGGGCCUCCUCUGAGGGAGCCAACUCUAUCCCUCUUUAUCAAGGGCCUCCUCUGAGGGAGCCAACUCUAUCCCUCUUUAUCAAGGGCCUCCUCUGAGGGAGCCAACUCUAUCCCUCUUUAUCAAGGGCCUCCUCUGAGGGAGCCAACUCUAUCCCUCUUUAUCAAGGGCCUCCUCUGAGGGAGCCAACUCUAUCCCUCUUUAUCAAGGGCCUCCUCUGAGGGAGCCAACUCUAUCCCUCUUUAUCAAGGGCCUCCUCUGAGGGAGCCAACUCUAUCCCUCUUUAUCAAGGGCCUCCUCUGAGGGGGUCAUCUCUUUAUCUGUCGCCACGCCCUGGAGAGCUGUACUUGUUCAUCAGCCCUCAACUAUAGCUGCUCUGUCUUUCUAUCAUACAACUCUACAACUGUCUACCACCUUAUUCACAACAAGCCCUCUGUUCCUUCACACUUCUCAUCAACCAUAUCACACCUCAACCCUAGAUUCCCUCUGGUUCACGAACACCACAGCCGGAGAAACACAGACAGUGGACUGCACAGACAGUGGACUACACAGACAGUGGACUGCACAGACAGUGGACUACACAGACAGUGGACUGCACAGACAGUGGACUGCACAGACAGUGGACUGCACAGACAGUGGACUGCACAGACAGUGGACUGCACAGACAGUGGACUACACAGACAGUGGACUGCACAGACAGUGGACUGCACAGACAGUGGACUGCACAGACAGUGACCGGGUAUCUAGAUGGUUUUUCGUGCUCCGAAUCAUCUUUGGGACAAACUCACAUGUGAUGGUAGUGGGAGACUGUUUAUCCGUUGGAAAGCAGGACAUACAGUACACAGUGUUCUUGGGCUCGUGUUAAUGACUGGAGCAGAAUCAGUGGAAUGGUAUCAAACACACCGUUUCCAGGUCUUUGAUGCCUUUCCAUUUGCUCCGUUCCAGCCAUUAAUUAUGAGCCGUCCUCCCCUCAACAGCCUCCUGUGCUACUGUUUCUGCUCCUAACACUGGACCGUGCUGGCGUGAGAUUCAGCAUGUGAAGAAGAGCAAUCGCAAUACGAGACAAUUAUGCACAAGAAGCAUGUGUGCAGGGAAAAGUCCAGAGACAAAUGUGUAAAUAUGAUGUUGUUUUUAUUAUGGGGGGGAUUAGUUCCUGCUUUGAGUGCCACAUAUGUAUCUGACUGCCAUGGUAGUGAAUGAUGAUGUCUCAUCACGUUUAGACAGAACCCACUACAGACAGAAUCUGUAUUAUUCCGUUCUCUUCUCCUUUAUUAUGUAACGAGCAACGAUGUCCUUCACAUUUCAUUUGGAACGCUUUUUUGACUCAUUUGAAUAUGAAUUCUGUCUGUGUUGCCAGAGCUGCAGGAUGAGUUGAUAGUAAGGUUUAGACUUCUCCACUGGCCACAGAGACAGAUUUCCCCCUCUGGGCAACUAAACAAAUAUAGAUGAUAACCCAUCAGUUGGGCAGAGAUGUGUGUACAUAUGUGAGAGACAGAGUCUCGGAUUAAAAUGAGGAAAACACAUUUCUAUUCCCCUCAGCGGUGGAGUUGGGGGGGGGGGGCUAGGGAAAAUCUGUGGAGCACUUUCUGCUGUUUUACUCCAGACAAUUACAUUUGACUUAUUUUUGGAAAGGGCCAAAAAUAUUUUUAUCCUCCCUUCAGUGGAACACAAUUAUACCUUUGAUGGAGCUUGUAAAAAUGCUAAUUUUAGCUAUUAGCAGGUCAGGGGGAAAAGGAUGCAGGAGAAAAGGAGAGCGCUGCUGCCUGGACCUAAAGCCUUAGCCACGCAGACAGUGGUGGAUUUACAGUGUAAGCCAAAGGGAGAGGCAAUCUGGCAGUGGUUUUAGGGUCUGGGGGUACAUUAGUUUAGUGCCAUAUAAAAAAUAAAAAAAAGCCGAUUUAGUAUUUUUAGACAACAUUGCCUAACAAGGACUUUCCUAUUCCUCAAAAUCGUAUGCCACAUAAGGAGAAGAGGGUUUAAAAUCCAUAUUUCAGCUGUCUUAAGGGCCAUGCGGUUUCCGUUAUAUUUAGCAGUGUGGUCAGGGUUUAGGUUUUAAUGCCCCACAUGUUUUCUCUGUGUCUACCUCAUCUUAGUGAUGGGGUCUGUGCUGCGAGGCUUGUGUGUAUGUAUACGCACGUGUACGUAAGUACUUGCACAUCAGUGUGUGUGUGUGUUUGCCGACUAUGCGUGUGUGUCAACUGUAAAUGUGUGUGUUUGUGUGGUAGGAGUCUGUUCAUAUAGCAUAUACUCCGUAGUUACUGGAAGCUGGAGCCCCUAAAUUAGAGGGUGUGUUUAGCCAGAAAAUUGCAUCUAGAGGUUAUAUGGUUGUUAACCCCUUUUCUGCACUCACAGCAUUUACAGCGGCCGCUCCUUCGUUUCCUGCAUUAAUGCUUUACUGUUCGUCUUACGAAAACCCAAGCCACCAGAGUUGGGUACUCCAUAGCCACAUCAGAGGACACUACCCAGCUUUCUCCUCACCUCUAGCCAGCAGCGGCAGCUCUGAGGUGGGGUGGAGGAUGGCUAUGCAGGGCCAGUAGUUCUGGGAGUGCAUGAGAGAUAUAUACUGAGCCUGCAGAACGAGGAGGGAGAAUUCAUUGGCCAGCAGUCACUGGUCUAUUGCUAAAGUUCUUGUAAUUGUAUCACAAUGUGAGUGUUCUUCUAGAAUCUAUACACAGACCUUAAAUAAAACAGCUGGGGACCUGUAACUCUUAAGACACUGAACUCCUGAAGCUCUGGUUUAACUCUUCUCCAUCCUGUGUUCUUCAGUGGCUGAUGAUUCAUAUAUAUACACUAUAUAUAUAUAUAUAUAUAUAUACACACAGUGUUAUAUAUGAAUAGUAGCAUGGUCUUUGGUCACUGAAUGUUCAAAACAAUGACGGUUAUAAUAACAUGAUUCCACAAUAUUGUGAAAAAGAGUUCCAUUCUUCAGUAAUGUCAUUAUUCUUAGUUUGACAUCAAUGCUUACGAUGCGAGUCAGCGGUGUAAUUUCUUGAUUUGAUCAAAUCAAUUUUGACUCUUAUUUUUUUUCCUAACUGGAAUGAGUGUUGAUAAUGUUUGUUGGGAUGAUAAACUGAAGUGUGUCAUGUUUAGACUGUGUUUGAUGACAGUUACAUGUGUGUGCCCCCCUGUCCAUUGUGCUUCCUCUUCCCUGGCCCUCACAUGAUGGGUGCUAUUGACUCGUUGUAAAUAUGCUUACAGGUCUUUUGGGUAUGUUGGUGUGUGUGUGUGUUCGAAAACCAGAAAACCAGCAACGGUGAUUGUGUGGAUGGAUUUAUUUCAUAAAUAAUUGAACAAAUAAAAAGUUUGUCAUU
This is a messenger RNA of Oncorhynchus kisutch (coho salmon), 6735 nucleotides long. RefSeq names its product rho GTPase-activating protein 39. NCBI's taxonomy places the organism in Eukaryota, Metazoa, Chordata, Actinopteri, Salmoniformes, Salmonidae. The record is from RefSeq and is a predicted model, not a curated record. Gene Ontology annotation, cellular component: cytoplasm; cytoskeleton. Gene Ontology annotation, biological process: signal transduction. The transcript is spliced from 11 exons. Bases 138 to 3440 code for a protein of 1100 amino acids. Gene Ontology annotation, molecular function: GTPase activator activity; protein binding.